UACUCCGUGAGAUGCAACAGAUGGCCAGUCGCCCCUUCGCCUCCAUCAACGUUGCCUUAGAAACAGAUGAAGAGCCGCCAGAUCUUAUUGGGGGAAGUAUAAAGACUGUACCAAAGCCGAUAGCGCUGGAGCCCUGCUUUGGGAACAAAGCAGCCGUUCUCUCCGUAUUCGUGAGGUUGCCUCGAGGACUUGGGGGCAUACCACCCCCGGGGCAGUCAGGUCUCGCAGUGGCCAGUGCACUGGUGGACAUUUCACAACAGAUGCCAAUUGCCUACAAAGAGAAAUCGGGUGCAAUACGAAAUCGGAAACAGCAGCCCCCUGCACAGCCAGGAACCUGUAUUUGAUGCAUGGACAUCAGAAACUGUAUAGGGUUUUAAACAAAACGGAAAAGUAAUACCAAGGAGGAGGAGGAGACAGAUUUCCGCGUUGUGUCACAAGAGACUCGAAGCACUCAAGAAAAACACAACUUCCUUGAACCCAGUUUUUCCUCUCAUCUACGUGAUAGUUGGCUUUAUUUGACAACUGCUCCACUUAAGUUUUACUGACACGUGGCUUCAGAUUGCUCCUUUGUUUCCUUCGAGUUUAAAGUGAAAUGAUUUCAUUGCAGGCCCAGUAACAUUCGGUCGCUGCCAUUCAUGGUCGGUGUAAAUACAGCAGUAGUCCAUCAUGAAUGACACUCAGGUUUAUACAUGGAAAGUGCUUUGUAGUUCACGUAUUUAUCAAACUGUACAAAAA
Molecule: messenger RNA, 735 nt
Organism: Eurypyga helias (sunbittern)
Lineage: Eukaryota; Metazoa; Chordata; Aves; Eurypygiformes; Eurypygidae
Product: attractin-like
Exons: 3
Coding region: 12-344 (110 amino acids)
Cellular component (GO): Golgi apparatus
Source: RefSeq, a predicted model, not a curated record